GUUGAUUGUCGUCGUCGUGGUCGUCGUCGUCGCUCGUACGUCAAUGGCAGCUGUUUUUUUUUGACAUAGCAGUCGACUGAAAGGAAAAACAUUGACGUUCGACUUAACUUACCAAUUCAUAUUACAAUUAACAUGCAACUCAUUGGACGCUAAUUACACUGAUUUCUCUCUCCCUCUUUUUUAUUUGUUAUCCUUGAGGAAUCUUUUUCAAAAUGGAAGAAGUGGCUGCCAACACUGAUGAGAGUUAUGACAGUUUUGAGGACCAAAAUUAUGAUGAACGUCCAACUGAAAGAUGGGCUCCACUUGGGGCUUCAGUAAGCCCAGCUCCCUCAACUAUAGAAAACGGUGGUGUCAUGCUAACUGAAUCAGAGCAACUGCGACAGCUGGAAGAACAACAAGAACAACUCAACUCCUACUUGCAGGCUUUAACUACUCAUUUUGCUCAGGUGCAGUUCCGUUUGAAACAGACCGUAAAUGCCCCACCUGAAGAAAAAGAAGUUCUAUUAAAAGAGUUGGAACAACUCGCUUUCCAAGGCGUUCCGGAUGUAGUUGGAUGUAUGCUGCCUGUCGGAUGUGACAAUGAUGAUGAUAUGAAUGACAAUGAGCGGGGAAUUAAAAUAAAUGAACAGCGGGAAAAACAGAAAGAAUUAAUCAAUCAACUGAAAAUGCAGCUGGAAGACUUGGAGUUAUACGCAUAUAAAAAUGGUGAAGCUGGACUCCCGACUAGUCAGAUGAUGGAGAAGCAACGAAUACUUAUUGACCAACUCAAGAACAAACUGGACUUAAAGCUAGAGAAUUUUGACCACUUAAGUUCAGAUCAACUGAAAGAAAUUGUAGACAAUGCCAUUGGGCAGAUUGUUAAUCCUGCUAAAGUGAAAGGGAAACUUGUUGACCAGCUCAAAACACAGAUUACAGAUUUAGAAAGAUUUAUUCAGUUUUUGCAAGGGGAAGCUACAAGCCCAGGUCCUCUAGGAAAGGAACGGUGUACAUGUUCUGUACAUAGCAAGACAUUUUCUUCUGUUGAUAUGAAAGAUUCUGCUCAAAGUUCAAACCACAAGCGGGGAUUGUCUGAUAACGCUACUACAGAAAAUCUACGCCAGACAACAUUAACUUUAAUGAAGAAAGCAUUAGCUUUACUACAAGUCUUUGCUAUCACUCAGUUAGGAUGUGGCACCCAGGAAUUUCAGAAGAAUCUAUUGAAACGGACAACCAAAGGAAACCAUUGGGGAGACCUUCGUGCUCAGUUAGAAAUCAGUAUCAACAAAGUGUUGAAAGUGGCAGCUGAGGAGGAAAUCCUGAUCCCUAACAGCAGUGAUUUUGACAGUGAAAGUGAUGAGGAUCCAUUACCCCAAAGUAGUCCAGCUGUGACUCAAGCAGUUCGUAGGGAGCUAGCAAUGUCUAUUCGUGAUUUAAUGCAGCACGGGUUAGUUGAGCUUGGUCAAAGCAACAGUCUUGUGACAUGGGGCUGUUUUCCAAACAGGUCAUCUGGCACCACCAAAUUGAUGCAUGCAUGGGAUCUCCUACUAAAGUUCUAUGAAAUGAAGCAUGGUAAAGAAUAUAAUGAAUCUCCGGCACGAAAGCUGUCACAAUCCUUCCAUUUAGACAUUGUGGGCGGCAAACCCAUCACAGCAAAACAAACGCUUCUUGGAGCCAUUGAUACCAUUAUUCAGUCACACACACCUUUGAAACGGUCAGAGGAUUCACAUUUCAAAGCAUUCAUCUGUUUGGCAUUAAAUGAGAAAAAGUUGGUUACUUGGCUGAAGCUUUUAUUCCGAACUCAAUUCUUAGUUGAUUAUUAUUACCAAGACUGGAGUUAUGUAGCCAGAACUGGUUUUGACGAUACCCUUAAAUCCUUGGAACCGCUCAAUUCUAUCAACUUCAAACUCCCUGUUGACAUUGCUGUUCGUCCUUUCAGUAAAAUCAAGGAUGCUUUUUAAAAGAACUUUUAGUGAAUUAAAAAAAAAAAGACCAAAAAAAAAAAACAGAAAAAAAUGCCCCUGUUGGCA
Molecule: messenger RNA, 2006 nt
Organism: Octopus sinensis (East Asian common octopus)
Lineage: Eukaryota; Metazoa; Mollusca; Cephalopoda; Octopoda; Octopodidae
Product: RUN domain-containing protein 1
Exons: 17
Coding region: 213-1937 (574 amino acids)
Source: RefSeq, a predicted model, not a curated record